This is a messenger RNA of Botrytis byssoidea, 747 nucleotides long. RefSeq lists its product as uncharacterized. The record is from RefSeq and is a predicted model, not a curated record. Lineage: Eukaryota; Fungi; Ascomycota; Leotiomycetes; Helotiales; Sclerotiniaceae. The transcript has 2 exons. The coding region runs from base 1 to 747 and encodes 248 amino acids.
AUGGCAGUCUCGUUACCCACAAUAGUUCUAGUACAUGGCGCCUGGCAUACCCCUGCCAACUACAAGAGCUAUAGCGACGCUUUAGAAGCACAAGGAUUCAAGGUCCUCUGUCCACAACUACCUUCAUGUAACGGCAAAUCACCUCCCGUCUCUUCAUUUACAGAAGACGUCACUGCUGUCCGCAAUGUUGUGAAAUUCCUCGUCGAAGCUGACGAGCGAGUUUUGAUGGCCAUGCAUUCUUACGGUGGAGCAGUCGGUACCGACGCCGUCGAAGGCCUAACAUUCGCUGACCGCAAGGCUGAAAGAAAAUCCGGAGGCGUCAUCCAUCUCUUCUACAUGUGCGCCUAUGUUGUUGUUCCCGGGACGUCGGUCUGGGAUAUCUGUCAAGAAGCAGGGUUCGCUCAACUCUGGCCUCAAUUCAUCCAGAAUUUCGAUGAUGGAUCUACAUUCCCCGUAGACCCAUCUCUCUCAUUUCUUGGCGGUGUAGAACAGAAUAUCGUCGAAAAAGCGCUCCCAAAUCUUGUGAGGUCUCCAAUGUCGGCGUUUGAGACGAAGACAAAGGGGGAUGCGUGGAGAAGAGUUCCGGUUACGCCGUAUCAAGAUCUUAUGCUUGAGAAGGUGAAGAGUGAGGGGGUGGUGAUUAAGACGGAGGAUUAUGAGACGUGUCAUAGUGUUUUUAUCACGAAGGAGAAGGAAAUGGUGGAUGCGGUUGUGGUGGCAGCGAAAGAUGAGAGGAAUCUGAUAUAA